Messenger RNA from Parnassius apollo (apollo), 1548 nucleotides. The record is from the annotation of a GenBank genome assembly. Lineage: Eukaryota; Metazoa; Arthropoda; Insecta; Lepidoptera; Papilionidae.
AUGACGAAAUUAACGUGCUACUAUGUCCGCAGCUCCAGACCGGGCCGACCACCGAAACGCGCGUCCGGUGUUGGUCUUUCACUGGCAGCCACGCAGUUCCCCGGGCAUCCGUUCAAGAAACAUCGGUUGGAGAACGGUGAUUAUUCGCCCUACGAAAACGGACAUAUGAGCGAAAUGGGCCGCAUGGAGAAGUCACCGCUCCUCGCCAACGGGUACAACGCACCACCGACUCACUUGGGGCCCAUGGGUUUUAUGCAUCAACACGCACUCAUGUCUCCGGGCAUGCCGCAUCCAGGUGUACCCAGACCUGACGGCUCCAUCAUAAAAGGCCAACCGAUGCACAAUAUGGAAGCUCUUGCAAGAUCUGGUAUUUGGGAGAAUUGUAGAGCAGCUUACGAAGACAUCGUAAAACAUCUAGAAAGGUUACGCGACGAGAGAGGCGACAUUGAACGCGUCAUAGCCAUGGAUAAAGCGCGUGAGGGUUCACACAAUGGCUCUUCCCCAGGACAUAGUCCUGUCCUUAACUUAUCUAAAUCUGGGUCUGGUGGCGAUCGUGAACGACAAGAACGGGGUGAUCGCGAUCGAGGCGAAAGGGGCGAUGGCUCCGCCAGCGGCAGAAGUUCCGCUGCCUCCCCUCGCACCCCUCAGCCGCCGCGGCUGCCAUCCACUGCCACUGCGGCAGCUUCUCCUCGCUCACAUACUGACGAGAGCGACGCAGCCUUGUCUGAUCAAGACGACCACAACGUUAAAGAUGAAGAUGAUGGUGCAGAUUUGAGCGACGGUGAGCAUGAACCCGCGUCGUCUUCGCCAGCGCCGGUGAGCUACGCGGCGGCGACCACCACACCGCCGUCGGUGCCCGUCGACCCUACCGCCGAUACGCUGGUUUCCUCCACCGAAACGCUAUUGCGCAACAUACAAGGCUUGCUCAAGGUCGCCGCUGAUAACGCCCGUCAGCAGGAAAGGCAGAUCAGCUAUGAAAAAGCUGAAUUGAAGAUGGAUGUACUUAGAGAACGGGAGGUGAAAGACAACCUGGAGAGACAAUUACUCGACGAACAAAAAAUGAGAGUUAUGUACCAAAAGCGGCUCAAGAAAGAACGAAAACAACGACAACAGAUUCAAGAACAGUUAGAAAAUGAACUGAAAAGGCGGCAGAAGAUAGAGGAAGCGCUUAAACAGUCCGGAGCUCCUGCAGAAAUACUCAGAAUUGUCACUGAGAACAUGAGUCCAUCAACGCAAGAGACCCGAUUGGAACGCGAGAACGGUUCUGAGAGCAAGCCGCCUAGUGCUGAACCUCCGCCAGCGUCACCUCCGUUCUCUCGCGAGCCUCCCCGCACGCCCGAUAAGCCGCAAUGGAGCUACCCGCCCCCGCCCGUGGACAUCAUGCCCGGUGGAGCGGCCUUCUGGCAGAACUACUCCGAAUCCUUGGCGCAAGAGUUGGAAAUGGAGCGCAAAUCCCGCCAACAGGCCAUGGAACGUGAUGUGAAGAGUCCUUUGUCAGAACGUGCCAGCUACUACAAAAACUCAGUGCUGUUCAGCUCGGCCACUUAG